UACAGAUUGAUUUGCAGUUUUAUGAAAAUGAAGAACAAUGGAUCUGUUAAUACUGGGUAUGAUAAGCAGUUAAAUGAACCAAGAGAACCUAAUCACAAUGUCUUACAACCGAACGCUUCGGAGACGUCUGGAUGCGGCCUCCAGUAUAAUUCUACUCAGGGACAAAUCUACAGUAUACAUGUACCACCCCCACCACAAGCCAUUAUGAUUUCAGACAAAGACUUCAACAAGCAAAACAAUGUUUUGGGUAAUAAAGGGUACAACAUGCAGUUAAAUAAGCCAGGAGGACCUAAUCAAGAUGCCUCGAAACAGAAAGGGUCGAUGGCUGGGUACGACAUGUAAUAUAAUUCUACUCAGGGAUACAUUAACAGUAUACCACCACCACAAGGGGUUAUGAUUUUAGACAAAGAUUUAAACACGCAGAACUAUGGUAUUGGUAAUACAGGGUAUGAUAUGCAGUUUGAUAAACCAGGAGGGCCCACUCACGAUGCCUCGCAACCGAACCUGUCGGAGAUGAAUGGGUACAGCAUGCAAUAUAAUUCUACUCAGGGACAAAUCUACAGUAUACCACAUUCACAAGGCGUUAUGGUAACACAGCCGACCGUGGUUGUUCCUGCUACUAAAACUCACCACACCGAUUGGUUGGUUCCAUCAAUUCUUGUGUGCUUGUUCUGUUUUUGGCCUACCGGAAUUUUUGCCAUCGUGAAUGCGACAAAGGCCAAACGAUCAGAAAGAAAUGGAGAUUUCGCAGGCGCCUCUUCCUAUGCACAAAACGCAAAGGCAUUUGUCAUUGUGUCUAUCGUCUUAGGUAUCAUUGUUAUCAUCAUCUACGGAAUUCGGUACUCUUAUUCUUCCUCAGCUUAAUAAAAUAGGAUCUAAGAUUCAUAAACCCUCUG
Molecule: messenger RNA, 896 nt
Organism: Saccostrea echinata
Lineage: Eukaryota; Metazoa; Mollusca; Bivalvia; Ostreida; Ostreidae
Product: trafficking regulator of GLUT4 1-like
Exons: 5
Coding region: 394-864 (156 amino acids)
Cellular component (GO): membrane
Source: RefSeq, a predicted model, not a curated record